Olea europaea var. sylvestris is the source of this 2567-nucleotide messenger RNA. RefSeq lists its product as uncharacterized. The coding region runs from base 549 to 1079 and encodes 176 amino acids. Lineage: Eukaryota; Viridiplantae; Streptophyta; Magnoliopsida; Lamiales; Oleaceae. The transcript is spliced from 5 exons. Gene Ontology annotation, molecular function: DNA binding. The record is from RefSeq and is a predicted model, not a curated record.
UUUAAAAAAUCCUUCUUCUUUUUUCAGUAAAAAUAUUUUCGCAGUAUAAACAAACUGUAAAAAUAAAAUAAAUAAAAACGAAACUCUAUAGCCACGAAGCUCAUGUCCGAGUACUGGAAAUGCCGAAGUCUUCCAUUUUUGUAGUGAUUAAUCUUCAAUGCCCGCUCGACGUGUAUACUCUGCAAUGCUCUCCUCUUCCCGGUGAGGUAUCUCUAUCUAUUUGUUUGUAUAUUCUUCUUUCCUUGGCAUAAUGAUUCGAACUGAUUUGAAUCUGCAAUUGUGGCAAAUUUGUGAUGAUAUGAUGCUGAAAAUGUUAUCUACGAGCUCGCCCUUGUGGAUCUGGGAAUUGAGGCGUGGAAAUUAAACUCUCGUGUCCAAUUUUCACUGACAUUUCUCUGUUGUUUGUUUAGAUAAGCUUUAUUCUGCAUUUGAUGUGAUCCAAAGGAGGCCACAAAUUGCCAAGAAUUUGAUGAUCAAGAGAAAAAGCCUAAAGUUAAGUUCAAGAUCUCGAAAGGUUAAUAAAGCCAUGCAAAUUACUUGUUCAAGUUAUGGAGUUCAAAAAGAUGAAGCGUGCAAGCCAAAUAACAACUUACAUAUUGGUCAUGAAGGAAAGGACUCGUUCAUAUCAUGUGAUUGAAUGUGCACGUAUUAAGCCAAGUACCUUGUGUAAAAUUUUCGAUGCAUCUCUUGUGAAGAGUAUGUCUCCAUCCAUUGGACUAGGUCUUGCCAUUGUUAGUUCCUCAAAGGGACCAUUCUCCUGUAAAACAGUGCAAACAGGUACUUUCCAGGGGGAGACGCCUUACAUAGAGCCAGAUGGAUCUUGUAAAGAGCAAGGCAUGUUUGAUUUUCCCAUGGAGCAAGUUUCAAGUAAAGAGAUUAGAGUAGACAGUAAUGCCAAUUCAGUAGAAAUUUCUGAAUUCGACAAUGAUUAUGAAAUCCAGAGGAGGAGGAAAAUUGGUCUAGCAAACAAAGGAAAAGUGCCAUGGAACAAAGGAAGGAAACACAGUGAAGAGACUCGUGAGAGAAUCAAACGGAGAACAAAAGAACCCUUGAAAGAUCCUAAGGUGAAGUCAUGUUAGAAAGAAGAUGUCAGAAUGUCCUCGUUCUCUCAGGUAUUCUUUGUUUCUCCUAUUCCACUGGAUCAUGAAUGAAACCAACCUCUCACAAUGAUAAUGGUAUUGUUCUUUUGGCUCAACACGGCAUUCUGUCCCAAUGAAGUUUGAAGCGGAUAAGGGUUCUGAUGUUCUCUCGAAGAAUAAUCAUUUAAGUACUAACAUGUGUCCUAUAUAAGGUCACUGUAUGAAAGACAAAAGCUCUUAGCUGCAGUAUAGUUUAGAGACUUUUAAACAGCUCCAACUUAUCAAAAGUCGAGAGAAAAUCUUAAUUUUGCCACAUACAAGCUACUGUAUAUAAUUUCAUGCCAAAUUGAAAUAUAGUACUUAAAAAAAACAAAAACACAGAGAUAAUUGAGGUUUUAUAUACUAAUACAUCUUCCCUAAAUGGUUUCUCUUCUAGCAUUUAGUUCAUUUCCUCUUGCUCGUGACAAACUUUCACGGUGUUGAUUUCUAAACCAAAGGUCUUUUCUUAGAUGUGCGAAGGCAUAAAACUAAUGACUUAGUGGCUCACCCAAUAGAACGAAUAUAACCAGUAAAAUCAACUUUUAAGCUUAAUGGUGGCAAGAAAACUAGGUCUCUUUUCUGCAGCAAUCGAACCAAAUCAAGAAUACGCUCAUCGCUCACAAAACUAUGGGGGAAAUGGCUACAAUGGAAAAGAUCAAGGGAGAAAUUUUUGCAAGCAUGGGCUGAAUGUAUUGCAAAUGCUGCUAAAAUUGGUGGAAUUGAACAAGAAGAACUAGAUUGGGAUAGCUAUGACAAGAUUAAAAGAGAGAUGGCCCUUGAACAGCUUCAGCAGGCUGCAGAAAAAGCGAAGGCAAAAGAAAUGGCAUGCAUUCGAGCAGAGAGAGCAUUACAAGCAAAAGUCGAAAAAGAGCGGGAAGAGAAUGCAAAACACAGAGCAGAAUUGAAUAAGAAAAAAGAAAAAAUCGAAGGAAGAAAAGAACAGCUGGUUGUUUCUCACAAGCUAAAACUCAGGGAGAAACUAAUCAAGAGAUUCACAGAAAGAAAUCCGCGGUUAGUCACAUAAGCAGUCAACAGAAACGACCUUGGGAGAAAUUUGACAUGGAAAUCGUGAAAAGAGAACAACUGCAGAAUGAAAUUUCACUGGCACAUCAGAUUCAAUUUGCUAAGAAUACAAGAGCACAAUGUUAAACUCAAAGAAUCUUUCGAUACUCUGUCUUCUGGACUUGAGUUCAGUUAGAGUACAUCAAAUUAGAGCUAAUGUGGCUGCAAAAGGAACUUCAGAUUACUCCAACACAAACGAAAUUUUGUAUUAACAUCGUUUGUCCAAUCUUGUGAUCAUUGCUUCAAUAAUUGAAACUUGCUUGUAAUAUUAACCCCAGUAAAUUUUUGAACUAGCUUAUUUGUUAUUCGUCAUCAAACAGUUGACUUCAUAUAUUCGUAUGUACCUUUGACAAAAAAUACUUGGAUCUAAAGGUUUUAUACUGUCAA